AUGAAUUGGAUUUUGAAUUUGUUGCCCAGAAGGGGUCCGGAUAUAGAUCAGGAUUUCCCAGAUGAACGAGAACUUAAGUUAAAAAUCAGAGUCAUAAAUUAUGAAAAUAAAGAAUUAUGUCCUCCUUUCCAACGGAUAUUACCUAACGAUAAUCUUGACAAAAUCCGAAAUCAGCUAAAGAAUAUUAAUGAUCAAAGAGAUUUUCGUAUGGGAACAGAUCAUUAUUUUUAUGGCAAGCUUGGAAAAAUUUUACACGAUGAAGAAGCUAGAAUUAAUUUGAAAGAAAUUAUCCGUGAGGGAAAUGUAUUAAAUAUCCUCCAACCAGGUGUUGAUUGGCAAAAAUUGAUCGAUAAGUGUGAUCAUGGAUUUAUAAUUAAAAAUGACAACGUGGAAGAAGCAGAACUCAAAGCUUUUAAAAUAAAUAAAGAUAAAAUUGGACUAGAUUCGAAAAAGAAUUUAAAUGGGAAAGAUUUUCGGCAAGAAAAAUGUAAAAAUAAAUUUGAAGAAUUAUGUAAACGAAAUUUUAUAGCAGGCGGGCAAUUUUCUGCCAUUUCACCCUGGCUGACACUAUUUCUCGGAGUGUCUAAACUAGAUAAAUCCAAAAUUUCAGAAGAAAUAUCUACCGAAUAUUCAUAUACAGUGCUAAAAAAAGCCGAGCUUAUUAUACCAAAAUCGAGUAUUACAUUAACUGAAGAAUUCAAAAGUGAAGUUGAAAACGCAUUGUCAAAAGAAACAACUAACGAUAAAAUAGAUGAACUUCGUAAGGUAUCAAAAAAAUAUGGACAUUUUUAUGCUCGACGUAUAGUUUUUGGUGGUGCCAUUAUUGAAGAGCUCAUAAAUACCGAAACUUCUAGUUUAAAAAAUGAAUUCAAUGGAAUUAUUUCAAAAGCAAGUGCCAAUAAAAUAGCAGGUGUAUCUAUUUCUCAAGAAGCUGAUAACAAAACGAAACAUUCAGUAAAUAAAAAAGAAAGUUUCAUUCGCAUUAUCGGUGGAAAACGUGCAUAUCAUGACAUAAAAAUUAAUAAAAAGCCAUGGUUUGAUUCACUUGAAGAUUUUGAAACUUGGGAAAUAAUUGAAUAUGAUGAAGUUUGUCCAAUAUUUGAAUUAUUAGAUGGUGAACUGCGAAAAAAAGUUUUAAUUGCUUUAGGUCAGAGAAUUUUAGCAG
This is a messenger RNA of Dentiscutata heterogama, 1165 nucleotides long. NCBI's taxonomy places the organism in Eukaryota, Fungi, Glomeromycota, Glomeromycetes, Diversisporales, Gigasporaceae. The record is from the annotation of a GenBank genome assembly.